This is a messenger RNA of Owenia fusiformis, 4654 nucleotides long. The record is from the annotation of a GenBank genome assembly. Lineage: Eukaryota; Metazoa; Annelida; Polychaeta; Sabellida; Oweniidae.
AUGAUGUUGCCAUCACAGCGCAGAGAUGUCCGCGCUGUUGGGUUGUGGCACCAACAGUAUGCAGUAGCUGCAAAUCAUAAUUCCACCAGUACUUUAGAUUGCAAGAGUACCCAGACUGGCAGUGAAUAUCGAGGACAUAUUUCUGUAACAGUCUCCAACCGUGCUUGCCAAUCAUGGAGCGUACAAACACCACACCAACAUAGUUAUAACGCUAGCGAUUUCCCCGAUGCGUCUCUUCAAAACGCCAGUAAUUAUUGUAGAAACCCGAAUGGUGAUAAAGCUGGGCCUUGGUGUUACACGACCGAUACAGAAGUUGAAUGGGAAAUGUGCCACGUGCCAUUGUGUGACUGCAGAGCUACUCGGGCAGGAACGACAUAUCGAGGUCGAGUGUCAGUGACAAGAACGGGUAAAGAUUGUCAGGCAUGGUCCUCUCAGGCUCCACAUCCCCACCCUACCUACACGAACAGUGAUUUCCCAGACGAUACUGUACAGGAUGCAUCCAACUUCUGCCGCAAUCCAGCCACUGCCCAAGAAAAUGAUCUCUGGUGUUAUACAACUGAUAAUGCUACAGAAUGGGAAACUUGUGAUGUGCCUUUCUGUGACUGCCUUAUAACCGAACAUGGUCGAGAUUACCAGGGGACGCUUUCUCAUACAAAGAGUGGCAGAACGUGCCAACCAUGGUCGAGCCAAACACCCCACGUUCAUAAUUAUAUCAGUAGUAUUUUAUUCCCCGAUGAUUCGAUCAGUGAUGCCGGAAAUUAUUGUCGCAACCCCGACUUUAGCUGGAGUGCUGGUCUCUGGUGUUAUACGAUGGAUGAGGACAAAAGAUGGGAGGAGUGCACUCUACCAUUAUGUGAUACACCAGACACAGACUGUCAGGCUACAAAGUUAGGCUCGAGGUAUACAGGAACGGUUUCAGUGACCAAGAGUCAUAGUCCAUGUCUUCCAUGGGUUCAAUACAGGACAAGAUUCAUUGAUGCGGACUUUCCUGAUACAAAUAUGGAGGAAGCCCAGAAUAGAUGUAGAAAUCCUGAUGGACAGCCUGGUGGACCGUAUUGUUUCUAUAGCGAAUUAGAAUGGAAAUACUGCAAGAUACAAAAAUGUGAAUGCAAGUCUACACAAGAUGGUAAAGAAUACCAAGGACGACAGACAGAAACGUUGACUGGUAAGCGAUUUCAGCAUUGGUCGUCGGAUACUCCGCAUCAGCAUUCGCAUAAAGAUCCUUCAAGGUUUCCAGACGCUACGUUACAAGACGCUGAGAACUUCUGUAGAAACCCGGAUGACGACCACCCACAAGGUCCCUGGUGUAUGACGAUUGAUCCAACGAUGAGAUGGGAUUACUGCGACAUCCCUUUGUGCGAAUUCCACGAAGUAAAUGAAACCAGUACUUAUCAGCCGCCAACAACACCACCAACUGUCACUCCUGGGGAAUGUCCAUCACGAGUAGGGCGACAACCAACAGACCUUCCCCGUCAAGGUGGCUACUGGACUUUCCUCAUGUUGAACAAUACAUUUCCUUGUGAUGGCUUUGUGACUGGCUGGGAGUACUUUUACGUUGAUCCGGACACAGUAACGUAUGCCUCGGUCUGGAGAUUCAUAGAGGGCUUAAAGUUCAGACUGAUAAAGAAGACGUUCCUCAGUGGCAGAAAACGAGGACUGAACACGAUAUCGGUGCAAGACAUCCGUGUGAAGAAAGGUGAUUUCAUUGGAAUUCACCAUACAGAGAUGUCAAGGGGAUCGGGCCUGGCUUGGAGCGAAGAAGGUGAUCUCGUUACACGAGAUGAGCUGUAUGAAACAAUAACUACAGGAAGGUUUGAUGAAGAUUUUGUUGAAGGAAAUAUACUUGACUUUGCUGAUUGGGAACAGAUUCUCUCGACCUUUGCUAUUUGGGCAACUUUUAAAGGGACGGCAUCUAAUGCAACUCCUGUAACUCCUGUACUGAACAGCCAUCAUUCCUCAGCUGCAAUCGGUGAUGGUCCGUACUACAUUGAAUCCCAAAGCGUUCCACACUUCAGCAUGGGGUUCAAUGAUCACAAGGAAGGGUACCUCAUGCGUGAGGGCGAACUCUUUAUUCUACACAACCCUGGGCUGACAGGUGUUGGCAAUACCGUUUCUAUAGAAUCAAAGCAGUAUCCUGGAUUAUAUUUGCGUCACCAAGGCAACGAUGUGUAUCUCCAAGAGAGAACAAACUCGGACAUAGCCACAUCAUUUGAUCUCGAUGCAACGUUUAGAAUGAGACGAGAUCAUUUCCAACGUGGCUAUGUCACCUUUGAAUCUGUGAACCAAGGCAAUUUCUACAUUUACGAAAACAACCUGAAGAUACAGCUGAAGAAUAUAAACCAUCAGGGUAUGGCUUUUAAAAAUGCAACUGGCUUCAAGCUUAUAAUAGAAUGCAAGCUAUCAAAUGAGGGACACGAGUAUAUUGGCAGACAAUCCAAGACAUACACUGGAAAGCCGUGUCGGAGGUGGUCCAACGUAACAAAUAAACGUCUCGAUUACACAGAUGAUGAUUUCCCCGAUGCCUCCGUAAACGAUUCAGAUACCUACUGCCGUAAUCCUGACAACGAUGACCAAGGACCCUGGUGCUAUAUCGAGACUAUAGACUCCUUUAGUCCUGCCUUUGAAUAUUGUGAUAUCCCUUUCUGUGAGUGCUCGACCACCAAUGACGCUGAGAAUUAUCAAGGAAAGAUUGCUGUGACCAGCUCUGGUAAACCAUGUCAACGUUGGGACGAGCAGUGGCCACACGCUCACACAUACUCAGAUGCGAGCAUGUUCCCAGAUGCCACUUUACAUGAUGCUUCUAAUUUCUGUCGUAACCCGGGCAACCCUCCAGAUCACGGUGGGGCAUGGUGUUAUACGAUGGACCAGACUUCCAGGUGGGAGUACUGCUAUAUACCUCCUUGUGAGUUUGCCUUGCCUCAAACAAAUGGAAGAGCACCUACUCCAAGUCCAACUUCUGGUAUAGGAGAGUGCCCACAAUCUGUCGGUUACCCUUCGGUAGAUUUGCCACAUACUGACGAUUUUACCUGGGCUUUAAUCGUCACUGGACGUCCAUUUCCAUGCGACGCCAUUGUUGUUGGUUUUGAUCUCUACAAGUCUGACGCAAACGGAACAGUGUAUGCCGCAGUCUGGCGUCCCAUGGUAAAAGACAAAUACAAGCUAAUAUUCAAAUACUUGAUCCCAAAAGGGAAAGUCGGCUCAAAUCAUUUUGAUUUAAGGUCCGGUGUUAAUGUAAAACAAGGUGAUGUGAUUGGAGUUCAUUAUUCUUACCUGGAACACCCAGUACUACCGAUAGCCGAUGGUGCAAUGGAGACCGACCUGGAUGGGGUGGAGCUCACUGAAACAUUGUUAGUUGGAAGGUACGAUGAAGAUUUCCACGAGGGGAACACAUUCAUAUUUGCUGGCUGGUUUACUGAACAGAUGGCAAUUCCAAUAUCUGCACGCAUUGGAACAGGUUCCGGAACUGCAAGCGACCCAAAAUGUCCUCUGUCAAUAGGGCAAUUCCCAAGCAACCCCCACUCCUCGUUCUAUGUAGACAACAUGAAGACGACAUUUCUGAUACCACAGCUAUCUGCAACAUGUGAUGGUACUAUUGUACAGUGGAGAAUCUUCAUAUUAGAACCCAGCAGGCUGCCAAUGAUUUCUAUAUGGAGGAAUACUACAACAGAUGAAUCGUUUCAGCUUAUCCAUAUGAUUAACAUAAGCGCACUGUUAGAUAAACCUGAAACAACUGCGGGUGAGACGGUUGUAAGACAGAAACCUUUACUGGAUGUAAAAACUGGAGAUUUUAUUGGAAUUCAAUUUAGUAACAUAAACGUUAUGUUUGAAUCUGGAAUUGGAGGACAGAUACUUAACACUACAGCUGGGGCAUCUUCUAUUGAUCAAACGUGGUUCUCUUCCAUACUGGCGGUUGGUGAUGAAGAACGCUCCUACAAUUCCGGAGUGGUAUAUGCGUUUCAAAAUACGAGUGAAGUUCAGUUUAAACCUUCAUUGCUGGCAGAUUUAAGUUAUAAGAUAAAAGACAACCAGCAGGACAGCUUGGUGAUUGGCUUCUUGAAAAGUGCUGUUGGCAUAGUGACUGUAGCUGUAUCCUGUGUUAUCAUAGUGGUCGCGAUUGCCAUAGUAACUGUUGUAUGUAUCAGAUGCAAUGUAGUCAGUAGACUAAAAUUUGGUUUUGGAAUUCGAAGCUACAUUGAAGACAAGUUUGAAGAGGAUCCUGCCCAAAGUUAUGAUAAUCCAGCAUACGGAAAUACACUGAAAAUGGAUAAACAGCCAGGCGUUGUGUAAAAUAUAGUGAACAAACUACUAAUAUAAUCACGGUUGCAAAAUAUUUUACUGCGUUCUGGUACCAAUGACCAGUAAUGGAAAUCCUGGAAUCAACGUCGUUCAACUUCAAUUUCUAGAUCCCAAUAUUAAAAGAUAAGAGAAUAAAAUGUACAUCUAUUUAUUCUGUGCCAAAGUUUGGUCAAAAUAAAAUGAAUAUAAUGUAAAUAAAGAUCAGGGGCGUAGGAUCUAAAAUGAGACAAGGUACCUGGAGGUUUAACUAGGUUUACAAUUAAAUGGCACUUAUCAUAUUUGUAUCUCUCUAAUAUGGCUUAUUCAAAAUUAAUUAAAUUUCAGUCAGCUUUUCAAAUUAUUGGAAUGCCACAAAGUA